Molecule: messenger RNA, 438 nt
Organism: Theileria orientalis strain Shintoku
Lineage: Eukaryota; Apicomplexa; Aconoidasida; Piroplasmida; Theileriidae
Exons: 3
Coding region: 1-438 (145 amino acids)
Source: RefSeq, a predicted model, not a curated record
AUGGAUGAUGAUACAAGUGUCAGAACUGGCAAAAAAUACUACCCGCAGAACUCCUCUGGGAUUCAAAGUGUCUUAGAAUGGAGUUGCCCUAAGAUUGAUGAAUUGUCAAGUUCCAUUCCUAAAAAGAAACUGCCCGUUUUACCUGAAAAAGUCCAUCAGAGGCUCUACGGAGUCCCAGGGCAAAAUAUAUUUACCUACGAUCUUGAUAAACCAAAGCCAAGGAAAAAGAUCACGCCACAAAUAGACGUCGGAAUGGUCCCAAAAGAAGGCUCAAACAUCGUGUGCAAGUGCAUACCCAGAGUGAAUACUGCGUUCAAGGAUUCUCUGGAAAAGUCACUAAUACCACAGGACAACUCAGAAGCAAGGCUAGUAGGGAAAAUUAUUCUCAACAGAGACCAUAUAUCGCACUUGAAGGCAAGCAUUAACGUCAAUGAAUAA